Messenger RNA from Mucor velutinosus, 735 nucleotides. Its product is annotated as glycogen synthase kinase 3. The record is from RefSeq and is a predicted model, not a curated record. Bases 1 to 735 code for a protein of 244 amino acids. Lineage: Eukaryota; Fungi; Mucoromycota; Mucoromycetes; Mucorales; Mucoraceae. The transcript has 3 exons.
AUGCAUCCUGGAUCGCCGGUCUUAGAGCGACAGGCAUCUCCUCGUGGCAUGAUAAGACUGCGACUAGUCCCAUUACAUAUCUCGGCUACCCUGUUUGUUCGUCGCCGAUCUCAAGGUGGUCUAAAUCUGUUGGAUCCCGCUAAACAGAUCAAUGCUCUUCAGUGGCGAUGGUUACACCCUCUUUUGCAUCCGGCAAACCCCACUCCUCCUACCAAGACCUCGAUUCCUUACAUACGUGUCAUUCUCAACUUCUUUCUUGCUACUCCCUCUUAUCCUACCUACCACUGGUCCCUUCUUUCCCCUGCUUGCCGGCCAUCCCGUUCAACAGCUAUCACUGCCCCACUCUACAACCUCCUUCGAGCCGUCGAUGCUAUUGCCCGCAAGUUUGGUGUCUGCCAUGUUCCCUUUAGUACUUGUCUGCGCCUCCCGCUUGCAACCCUAAUCGAACAUAGCCUGCCAUCAUCUCAUAGCCUCUCGGCUACAUUCUGCCCCCCACAGGAAGUGACUCAACUCAAGCCCUCCAAGUUCGAAUCUCAACACGCGGCCUCCCUCAUCCUACAACCAGCCGUCGAGCCCUUCAACUCCUACAAUCUGAACAACUACUCUUCGCCAACUUCGUUCAUUUCAACCGGCUUCUUCUCGUCCCUCGUCCAGUCAUCCACCACAUCGACCUCUCUACCAUCACCAGCUAUACCGAAAGUAUCACCCAUAUCUCUACUCUUCUCAUUUCCUUAA